CUGAACAAAAGAUGGGGAUUAAGACUAAUUUCAUGGUUCUUGGUUCUCAAUACUGUGCCGCAAUUUGAGCCCGGUGUGCUGCAACAUUUGAUUGAUUUUAAAGGCGAUUUGUUUCCACAUUUCGAAGCACCCGAGAAAUCGAAGAUUUGAUCGAAAUUAUCAUUCAUCUGUCAACCUGAACCCAAACGCGUCCCAGGUGAAUAAUCGAGGUAGCGUUCGAACAAAUGGUGCAAAUAGAUCGAAGUCUCAAUCAAUCCGUGGAUGCGCUGGCAUAAAUUAAAGUGGUUGUUUGUCAGCAGAGCGACAACAUUAUACACCUGUCUCUUAAGCUCAGAGUAGAUGCGCGACUCACAAGUGAGCUUGGAUCACUUCCUUCGAUGUAAGGCCGUCGCAAUCAAUCAUGGCCACCGAUUUAGGAGCAUGGCUGCCAUUCGCGAGGGCGGCCGCUGUCGGUUUGGCUCCUUUAGCAACGUCUACGAUGCCACCUCCGCCAGAAUCGCCAAAAAACGACGAGCGAGUUACCAUCAAUGUUAGUGGGAGGCGGUUUGAAACAUGGCAAAAUACGUUGGCGCGAUUCCCGGAAACUCUGCUUGGAAGUGACGAAAAGGACUAUUUUUUCGAUUCGGAAACAAAAGAAUACUUCUUCGAUCGAGAUCCGGACCUGUUCCGCCAUGUCUUGAAUUAUUAUCGCAAUGGAAAGCUGCACUACCCGCGGGGAGAAUGUGUGUCUUCCUUUGAAGACGAACUUUGUUUCUUCGGCAUUUCUGAAGAUGUGGUACACGAUUGUUGUUGGGAGGAUUUUCGUGAAAGGAAGAAAGAGUGUGAAGAAAGAAUUUUCGAACCUGAUAAACUGGAAGAUGGUUCACAGAAUGGGGAAGAAAACACUGAUUCUACAAUUCGCGAGAAGAUGUGGACCGCUUUUCAAAAUCCGCAAAGCUCGCGGCCAGCCACUUUGGCAUACUACAUAACAGGUUUCUUUAUUGCUGUUAGUGUGAUCAGCACGGUGGUAGAAACUCUUCCAACAGACGAUAAGAAAACUUUUGGGGAGGCCAAUCAACAGAUUUUUUUCUCGAUGGAAACAGCUUGUGUUAUAGUGUUUACUGUUGAGUAUAUGGCGCGUUUGUAUGCAGCUCCUAACCGAUUCAAGUUCGCUCGAGAUCUAAUGAGCAUAAUAGAUGUGGUAGCUAUUUUGCCUUUCUAUGUUGGACUCUUUAUGCCAAAUAAUUCUAUAAGUGGAGCAUUUGUGACCCUGAGAGUAUUUAGGAUCUUCAGAAUAUUCAAAUUUUCAAGGCAUUCAAGAGGACUCCGCAUCUUGGGUUAUACACUGAAGAGUUGCGCGUCUGAGUUGGGCUUCCUGUUGUUUUCGUUGUCGAUGGCAGUAAUAAUUUUUGCGACAGUUAUGUACUAUGUAGAAAAGGUAGUCCCUAAUACCAAGUUUACAAGUAUUCCUGCGAGUUUUUGGUACACGAUUGUUACAAUGACUACACUAGGAAAGCACGUGUGUCCAUUUCCAAGACAAUGGCUGGUACUGCUUUGGUCUCCCCACCUGAUAAAGAAAAUGUUCCUCUGGGUGCUGGCCUAGAGUUGACACAAAUUCCAGUUAGCAAUAAAGAGAAAAACUAUCUUGAUGAACAGCAUACUCAUCUACUUCAGUGCCUGGAAAAGGCUACGGCACGGCAAUUUGUUGAAAUGGAGUACUCAUACAAAGGAGAACCAGUGAGGAAGACUCCCAAGUUGUCAUCUCCUAUUUGUACUCCAUCUGGUUCACCGAUUUCCUCAUCUGUUUCACUAGCAGCAGUGUGUGACAAUGCCUGCUAUAACCGAAACAGCUACACAGGGAAAUGCAUGAAGCGAACAAGAUCUUUCUCAGAACCAGCACAUCAGCAUGAAAAUGCUUUUUUCCCAGAUCAUCUGGAAAUGAAUGAUGUAAAAAGCAAGAACAAAGUGAAUUCUAAACCACACAAUGAUAAAUCACCAAUGAAUGUCACCACAUCAGCUAUUGUGACCCUCCCAGAUUUUGAAACUGUGGCAGUUCCAAACAAUAUUCAUGAGGGAGGUGCCAAUCGGAGAUAUGAAAAUUGCAAUAAUCGUAAAGGGUCUCAUACAGUUAUUUAAAUCAAUGCUCAUGAAGUAAAAUGAAAUUCCAAAGUGAAUUAGGUAGUGUGCAAGUUAAAUCUUGGCAAGAAGUUGUUCCUGAUCAGCUUUGUUACAUAUGAUGAAUGAGAAGUUUUGCUCACCUUCUGGCCUUAUAAUGUAUUUACUAACAAAGAGAUUCAAAAUUAUUACAAAUAUUAGUUGGAAAUUUUCUGGAUAUUUAAAAAAAACAAUUUAUUAUCGUCUACUACAGCUGCAAAAAUUGAUAUUUAAAAAUGUUUUUUAGAGUGGUGUUUUAGUGCCACAAAAUUCAGUGGCAGCUUUAAACGAUUGGUCCAUCUUUUUCAAAUGGAAAGUUUUGGUGACCUUUUUACCAAAUUCAACAAAGUGUCAUUUAAACCAGAAUGUGCAGUGCACAGUUCUUGCUAUGGGCGCACAGUCGUCAAUGAUAUUUAAACAAAAGUUGAAUUCUGAAGACAUAUUUUCUACAAAGUCAGCGGAUUAUGAGACUAUUUAUAAGUACAGAUAAUCAAGAUUGAAAAGGAUCACAGACUGACCCAGCUUCACCCAACCUUGUAUGACUGAGUUACAGAACACUUCAACUGAUAAGUGGAAACAUAUUGCAUCUGCUAAAGGAUAUAGUUGUGGUGUAGGUCAAGGAGAUAUCAAUGUGACAAGCACAGAAACAUAAGCAAUCAUAUGGAUCUAAUAGGACCUGAUUGUCUUAUGUACCAAUUUUUGGAUAUACAAUUCUUGUGUCAUCAGGACUGUUGAUCUUUCCGUCCAGUCAGGAAACUAUGAAUGUUAGUUCUGAGGUAGAGUUGACUCUAGUGGAACAAGCUUGUACAACCAGCUGGCAGCUGUUCUCAGGGUCAGUAGUUCAGAAGAAUGUGGCAUAGGUACAAAUGGAGUGGAAAGGAGAUACCUAGUUUCUCUGUUUAAUUGUCAUUACGAGCUGAUUAUUGCACAAGGAACCUCAUCAGCUGCAUACAUGGCAGGCUGCUCACAAGACAAAAUGCAAUGUUACAGAUCAAGGCCAGACAGAUGCCUUUUACAUUUAGCCUUCAAGGCAAGUUACUCUGUAAUUGCUAUACAAGAUGGCAAAAGUGAUGAAUUUCUCAAAUUUGUCAGAGAAUUGAAGUGAAAAGACCAAUGGCUGAAGUUUCAAAAUUUGAUCACCUUGGUGUUCUUAACUUAAGACCUGGAAACUUGAGGACUUCUUCAUUGUAAUCUCUUUGCAAUUUAGGCAUGUACUAAUAGGCUUCAGUAGUCCAAUGACCAUGCACUUGCAGAUAGGAAAUAAAGAUUUGCCAUCUUCAAUUGAGAGACAUGAAAGACUGAGGGCAUGCAUGUUGCAGUAACAAAAGGAUGAAAUUAAUCAUAUUUAUAUGUCAAGGUACUUCCAGUAGCUGUUUAAUUUCCUGUCUUGCUUUAGACAAAGCAUGGCCGAGCUCUUUAUUUUUGCUCUUUUCCUUUUUAGCAUGUAAUUAAAUUACUUAUGGGGUACUCUGCUAAUAUGCAAGGGUCUGUAUGUAAAUCAAUUUUUUAAGUUGCAUAAAGUGCAUAUUUUGUGGUGAUCAUUUUCAUUUUUUUUUCUUUUUCUUUUAAUCACAUUCAUGCAGUCAUUUUAUGAGUCCAGUCUACUUUUAGUCUUGAUUCGUGGGUAUUAUUAUAAUAUUAUUCUGGUGAAUACAGCUGUUUAAGUGCUCUGAUGAGAUAAGGGUAUUGGAUAUUUAUCAUCAGGGAAUAAUUGAUGAAUUUUUGAGAAAUAAUUUGCAGUCCCCAUUGAGAGAUUUUACUUUUGUAAAGAACAGAGGAAUGGAGUUAACCCUUAAACUCUCAAGAUCUGAUUUUUGAUUCUCACUUUUAGCUGCUACACAUUUCCUCAUGCAUAAGUAACAAGAAUUUGGGGUUAGAUCAGGAUAUCAACUUCUACCUGAUAAGUUUGAGUAUUCUCAUUAUCUGUUUGCUGGAUGAUGUAUAGAUAUUAUACAGAGAAGCUUCAUGUUAAUCACUUCUGGGAGUUGAAGGGUUAAACAUGGGUGAUGCGAGGCAUAAGGGAAUAUUUACUGCUACUUGUCUCACAAUAUUGUCCCAAUGUUGUGAGAAAAGUUGCUCUAUUGCUAUUUCUUUAGAGUCUCCUUUAAGUUGUUGGUGCUUUUGAAUUUAUAGAAAGUAUUUAUUUAUUUAUCUAUUUAUUGUAUACAUGUUAUUUCAUGGCUGUAAGCAUCUUCUUUUUCUCCUUGGAGAUCUUGCUUUCUAUGAAAUGUCAUCCUAUGUUAAGGCGUUAUUUAAGCUAUUUUUAAUAAUUGCUGAAAUUUCACAAAUUGAUUUCUUUUCUGUUUUGGGUUGAUUCCUAAAAUGUCUGCAAACAGGUUUUGCAUUAAGUAAAUUUGUUAUUAGUGCAGAAGUUGUUAUUUUAGUGAUCAUUGUAUAUAAGAACAAAUGUUAGCCUGUGGGUUUUGGUAUGUUUUGCAUUGUAAAAAUAGAUAUAACUGUUGGAAUGGGUAGAAAUUAGUGGGGAAAUUACACCUUGAAAUUUUGCUUUAAGCAGAAGUUGGUUCUCAAGAUAAGCUUCUUCAAUGAAUGGAAAGGUGUACAGUGUCUACUGACAAUUACUAAUCUUUAAAGUAAACUGUCAAAUAAGGUAUUUGUGUUAUUGAGGGAAGAUUUGUGAAGUCAGCUCUUCUUUUUUCAGUGAAACUUGCACUUCUGUUUUGGGUUAUUAGAAUGUCUUGAUUUAGCCAUAAAUUCAGGCUUUUCAUUCUUAUCUGUAUAUAUUGCAGAGCUUAACCCCUAGAGUUACCACAAAGUGAUGUAAAUUGGUCAAAAUAUGAGAUUUAACCCACAGCAGCAAACAUAAUUAAGUUCUCUUUUGUUGCUCAAUAUAUAUUUAUAUAUUUAUAUACAAUAUGUAGUUAAAAUAAGUUUAUGCAUGGUCACCAGUUUAACAAUAGUCCCAGAGUUAUAUGAUUUUACAAUGUGAAAGUAUUAUUUAAGUUUUCUCAUUUGCAGCAUUUGUUCAUAGGUAAUAUUUAUUUCAGGAAUUGAGCAAAGUGUACCUUGACAAUAAACUAAAAUAAUAAAAAAAAUGAUGCUA
Pocillopora damicornis (cauliflower coral) is the source of this 5194-nucleotide messenger RNA. Its product is annotated as potassium voltage-gated channel protein Shal. Gene Ontology annotation, molecular function: voltage-gated potassium channel activity; protein binding. Lineage: Eukaryota; Metazoa; Cnidaria; Anthozoa; Scleractinia; Pocilloporidae. The record is from RefSeq and is a predicted model, not a curated record. Gene Ontology annotation, biological process: protein homooligomerization; action potential; potassium ion transmembrane transport. Gene Ontology annotation, cellular component: membrane; voltage-gated potassium channel complex.